Messenger RNA from Belonocnema kinseyi, 1846 nucleotides. Its product is annotated as protein big brother-like. The transcript is spliced from 3 exons. Gene Ontology annotation, cellular component: core-binding factor complex; nucleus. The coding region runs from base 239 to 1003 and encodes 254 amino acids. The record is from RefSeq and is a predicted model, not a curated record. NCBI's taxonomy places the organism in Eukaryota, Metazoa, Arthropoda, Insecta, Hymenoptera, Cynipidae. Gene Ontology annotation, biological process: regulation of transcription by RNA polymerase II. Gene Ontology annotation, molecular function: sequence-specific DNA binding; transcription coactivator activity.
GUGUAGUUGGGAGCUUAUGUACUAGCCUGCCAGUACGCAUGUGAAUCGACAUUAGUAUCAAGAAUUAAAUUUGUCUCGGAAGGUUAAAAAACAUUUCGGAAACAGUGUUCCUAAGUCAUAAGGCAUUGGACCAGUUGAAGAAAGUGAUCUCGCUGGACCUAAAUCUGGUCCCGCGGGAUAAGAGGGUAUAGUGCAUUAGGGGAAAUAUUCAAGAAAGUGCAAAAAGAACUGUCAUUUAAUGAUGAUGCACGCUAUGAGCGAGCACGCGGGAGGUGCUGGGGGUUUGGGAGUAGGAGUUUUACCUUUCGAUGGUAUGGGACUUUAUGAACAACCACGUCCUCGUUUUGUCUUCAAGAUGCCAAGGGUGGUUCCGGACCAAAAAGCCAAGUUUGAAAGUGAAGAACUUUUUAGAAGACUGAGCCGUGAAAGUGAGGUAAAAUAUACAGGCUACAGAGACCGACCACUAGAAGAAAGACAAGUACGCUUUCAAAAUGGUUGUCGGGAGGGUCAUACGGAAAUUGCUUUUGCAGCGACUGGUACGAAUCUCCAACUCGUCUUUGGUGUGGCAUCUGGAAACUUUGCAGGCGACCCUCGCGAAUGUGAUUUUGACAAAGAACACGGCAAGGUUCAUCUGAAGUCUCACCUAAUCAUGAACGGUGUUUGUGUAACGUGGCGGGGCUGGUUCGAUCUGGAGCGACUGGAUGGUGUUGGAUGUUUGGAAUACGACGAAGAAAGAGCCAAUGAAGAAGAUCUUCUUCUCCGAGACCAACUGGAACGAUACAAUCAACGCCUUCGAGAAUUCGAAGAAAAACAAAGAACCUACAGAAGUGGAGGCGUUCAGCCUCCUCAUCUCAAUCAUCACCAUCAUCACCACCACCAUCACCAUGGACACCAUGCUCACCAUGGAGUCGGCGGCACCGGUGCAACUGCAGGCGGUGGCGUUGAACCUCACCUUACCCACAGACAGGAUCCCGACAUGGAAGUCAGACUUCGUGCUUAUUAGUAGAAACUAUUGCACAAACAAUGAUGAUCUUCAGAAAAAAUGAGUGUCACUCCCAUGAACAUUUUCGUGAAAAUCAAGCCCUCCCUCCCCCAAGUUGUUAAAAGUGUAAGAAAAUGAAAAUGCGAUGCUUUUUUAAAAGGAAGAAUAAGUUAUCGAGUCGAUGAUUAAUAUAUAAGCAUCAGUUUUUGUUAGUAAAAGCUUCUACAAUUUUUAGUAAAAUAUUAUCUGUCUUCUGCUUGUUGAUAAUAAAUUUUAGUACAAAUUGUAAUCUGCGUAGCAUCUAUAAAAAAAUUGGUGUUUCAUAUAUUUGCAGUGACAAUUUUUUAAAUCCGAAAUAAGAAUUCCAGUCCUUUCUGCCAAGCAUUUUAACUAACUUCUAGUUUAUAAAGUUAUGUAAUUCUUAUAGCCAUUUAAAAAGUGACUUUUAUUCUGCCUACCAACUAAAAAUAUUUAGACAUUGUCAAAAAAAUGUAAUCUCAUGUUGAUGAACAUUAUGAGCGACAAAGGAAAAAUCAAAAUAAUAGUAAGUCAGAACAUUGUCGCAAAAGGGUUGAUUAAAAAUAAGUAAACGAAGAAUAUUAUUUGAAUGAAAAAAAAAUUGUCAACCGGUAACGUGUCGACCCCAUGGACGAAACUUCGGGGAAUACUGAUCUCGCCUUGCGUCAUGCGCCGUACGACCUAUGAAUCAGGCUUACCGCGAAUCUGAGUAUUUGUUGCGUGAGUCACGAUCUACGAUCACUCCGAAAACGGGUCUGUUUUUUAUUUUUUUAAUUUCUAACUUAAUUUUAGUCAUAUUUUGUUAUAUAUGUACAUAUUUGUAAAGAGUUUAUCGAUUAAAUAUAA